AUGACGACGACAAACGUAAACGGUGAUAACAACAACAAACAGGUUGUUGUUAAUCCACUUCCUACCGUACAAUUUGCAUUUUGUUCAUCGAACAAUGCCGGUGGAAAUCGUAGAAAUUCCGCACCGAUAAUAAUAAAAACUCCAACGGAUUUUUCACCAAAAGAAAAACAUUAUAAUUUCUUAUCAUUAAAUUCAUCGAAUUUACUAGAAUCCCCAUCUUCCGAUGAUAAUGAUAACGAUGAUAAGAAAAAAAAAUAUUCACCAAUAUUAUCGAUACGUUCGAAUCCAUCGUGUCAACAACAGCAACCACAACCACAACAACCACAGACGUCAUCGUCACCAAGGAAAAGUCCAAAAAGUCCAAAAUGUUCAAAUUAUUUUAAAUUUCCAAAUCCUAAAAAAAUAACUGAUAAGAUCGACGAAUAUGCCGUAUAUGAAAAUUAUACCUGUUAUCAUCAACCUGUAUCACCGACAAAUGUUAAUUACGUACCUACGUCACCAUCGAGAAAAUCAAAAACGUCCACGAGGCAAAGUAGUUGUAAUUCAUCGGGUCCGAGAGGAAGUUUAUCAUCGACUACGUCCAUAGCAAAAUCCGAAAUUUCAUCCGUUACAGAAUCUUCGUCUAUUGACACGACUACUACGACAAAUUCUUCAUCGUCCGUGUCACGUUGUAGAAAAUCAACAAGCGAUUUAACGGAUUUAACGGAAGAAGAAUGUCUUACGGAAAGUAUAAGUUUAUCGAGACCGUCAUCACCACGUGGUAAAACCGGAAGUAUAAAAGUCGGAUUGGCUUUUUUGGCAUCGAGAAGAGGAUCAAGAGAAUCCGUCGUGUCAGCAACGUCACAAAUUUCAAACGAAGAUAUAGGACCGUUAAAUUUUAAUGGCACGACACGUGGAAGACAAAGGAGAACAUCUAAUUUUCUCGAAUUGCCAGUACCGGAUCAUUUCCGGCCGAGAGUUUGUUCACUUCCGGAAAAACCAUAUAAUCCACGUGCCGGAAACGAAUUAUAUCGUUUAAGGACAUUCAGUAUAACAAAAGGAAACGUCAUCAAUUGUGGGGAUUCGAUAAUAAAUAGAAGAUCGAGAAGUAAUACGAGCGUCAAUUCCGCCGGUACAAGUCCUUUCGAAGGUUCAUGUUGCGGUUCGAGUUACAAUAACAUAUCAACAAGCGAAGCAGACGACGAUGACGUCACAGAAUAUAGAAUCGUGCUUUUAGGUGAUUCAGGGGUUGGAAAAACGGCUCUCGUUAAUCAAUUUAUGACGUCAGAGUAUAUGAACACAUACGAUGCGUCAUUAGAUGAUGAAUUUGGUGAAAAGACUGUUUCCGUACUUUUAGACGGUGAAGAAUCCGAAAUGAUAUUUAUUGAUCAUCCAGCUGUCGAAAUGUCGGUCGAAAAUUGUUUGGCUACUUACGCUCCUCACGCAUGCGUCGUCGUUUAUUCCGUCGAUGAUAAGAACACAUUUCAAGUUGCUGAAGAUAUUUUAAAUUAUUUAUGGCGGGAAAAUUACACGCAUGAAAAAUCAGUUAUACUCGUCGGUAAUAAAUCGGAUUUAGCGAGAUCUCGUGUCAUUUCGACAGCAGACGGGAAAUCGUUGGCCGCAUCGAGAGAUUCGAAAUUUAUCGAAACGUCAUCCGGUAUACAACACAACGUCGACGAAUUACUCGUCGGAAUAUUAAAACAAAGCAGGUUAAAAGAAACACGUGAGAAAAAACAAAAGAGAAGAGGAAGUAAAUGCGGUCAAAACGGAAAUAGACUUCACGGUUCGAAAACAUCGCUCAGUUUAAACAUAGCGAGAGAAAUAUUACAAAAAAUAUGUUUAAACGAUUCGAAAUCGAAAAGUUGUGGAAAUCUUCACGUUUUGUAG
Pediculus humanus corporis (human body louse) is the source of this 1866-nucleotide messenger RNA. RefSeq lists its product as uncharacterized. Gene Ontology annotation, molecular function: GTP binding; calcium channel regulator activity; GTPase activity. The transcript is spliced from 7 exons. NCBI's taxonomy places the organism in Eukaryota, Metazoa, Arthropoda, Insecta, Psocodea, Pediculidae. The record is from RefSeq and is a predicted model, not a curated record. Gene Ontology annotation, cellular component: plasma membrane. The coding region runs from base 1 to 1866 and encodes 621 amino acids.